UUAAUCUUUUCCCAGCCCUAAGGGAAAGAAAAUGUAGAGUCACAACUUAAGUCUAUUUGCUCUUAUAGAUAGUUUUACAGUUGUCUAGGACAGGGCCAAUAGAUCUUUGGCAAAUCUAUUUCAGCAGCAUACAAUUGCGACAGGUUGUGUCUCCAUUUAUGAGAGUAGCUGGAUUUCCCAAAAUUGUUCAGUUUACUCUAAGCUAUCUUAUAUUUAAUUUGACAUAUCGGAGUUAUUACCUUAUCUAUACUGUAUAAAGGCCCCUAAAAUGGUAUAGUUUAACUUUUGAACUCUUGAAUGUUGUUAUGUUAAAGAUCACCUUACCAAAAUCAUUAUCAGUCUCUAUAUGGAUGACACUGGACAGACUUUGUGAAAGCGACCAACUCGAGUCCCCACAUAUCUUGUCAAGCAUUUGAAUGUUGUAGGCUUAAUUUCAUGUACUACAUUUCCAAAUAAUUUGCUUAAAUUGCAGACAGACACAGAUUUGAAUAGACAAAUGGAGACCGCUAAUAACAUUGAAUAUUGAUUGUUGCAUAUAUGCAUGUCUUUAAUAUAGUUUCAGCAUGUAAGUGACGUGUGCAUUCACCAUCAAAGUGCAUGUUCUCAUCAUCAUUGAGGACAAAAGAAUAAAUUGACAAAUUAUCUUGUCUUGCAUUGUCUGUGUAAACUAAAUAAAGAUGGUGGAUUUCUAUCAUUUUACCUCAUUUGUGUUUUCUGAUUCAUCUUCGACCUGAUUUCACCAGGGGUUAUUACUCACGCAGAGGCACUUUGCAUAGGAGAUUCAUUCUGUUUCUCUAUAAAUCAGUGCGAAUGUCCUACAGGAGCUCAGCAGGACUGGCAUACCUCUCUACAGAGCAUCAUGGUUGUCGCGACUGUCAUUGAGGACAUUCUUGUUUUGAUUGCACUGGGGCUUGUUGGUAUUUCUGGGAACAUGUUUAACCUGGUUUUCACCAUACAGCAGCACAUCAAGUCCAAAAAUAUUCAGACUGUCGGUUUGAUCUUAACCGUUAUCUCUCUCAACAAUGUUAUCUUGGUCACCGUCACUCUCGUAAUGGUGUUGAGUGUCUUUUUUCUUCCAACUGUUUGGUGCAUGAGACCGUUUCCUUUUUUUCUCCGGAUUGUAAUAUACCUGACGAUGAACUGCAGUUGUAUCAGCUUCUGGUCUAUUGCAUGGCAGAGUCUCUUCUACUGUGUCAAAGUUGUGAAUUUCUCCUCUGAGUGCCUCCUAUCACUGAAGAGGAACAUCUCCACCGUGAUCAACACCGGAGUGCUGUUGAGCUGCUUGGGUUUCUCUGUGUUUUUCAUACCUUUUCUCACACUCGAAGUUCCAGCAACAAAUAGUAGCAUCGUGUCUGCGAAUCACAGCCUGAAUGCUACUCUAGGCACAGCCUGCCCGAGACUCAUUUUCUCCAUAAAUAUGAAUGAGAUAGCAUAUGUAGCUGUGGUUCUGUUUUUUCUUUGCCCAUUGCCUCUGAUGAUCAUGUUGCCCACCUCUCUCAGAAUGGUGAUCCACCUGUGCGCCCAUACGCUGGCACUCCGAAAAAAUAAGACCCAGGUGCAGGGUUCAGACUCGUACGUCCUGGUGUGCAAACUCACCAUCUCGUUGGUGGGGGUUUAUCUGGUGACUUUAUUUAUCGUGGGUGUAUUCCUGACUAUAAGGUUAAUGGAGGGAAAUAUCACCUAUCUUGUCUUAAACUUUGCCUUUAGUUUUUAUGGUGGCAUGUCUUCUGUUAUUCUGACAGCUUCAAAUAGGUAUCUGAAAGAAAAGCUUUGGAGUCUGUUCUGUUGUAAAAAAGCUCAGGAACCGGCUAUCAAAAGCCAAACAUGUGAAACAGUGGAUGGUUAAUAUACUGGGAUUGUUUAACGCAGGGGAUGAUGUAUAAAAAUGUAACACUUGAUUAAUCUCUAUUUUAAAAAUUGUUGCUUUACUGGAAUGAGU
Molecule: messenger RNA, 1939 nt
Organism: Misgurnus anguillicaudatus (oriental weatherfish)
Lineage: Eukaryota; Metazoa; Chordata; Actinopteri; Cypriniformes; Cobitidae
Biological process (GO): sensory perception of taste; G protein-coupled receptor signaling pathway
Cellular component (GO): membrane
Molecular function (GO): bitter taste receptor activity; G protein-coupled receptor activity
Source: RefSeq, a predicted model, not a curated record